Gossypium arboreum is the source of this 1129-nucleotide messenger RNA. RefSeq names its product putative vesicle-associated membrane protein 726. The record is from RefSeq and is a predicted model, not a curated record. The coding region runs from base 141 to 800 and encodes 219 amino acids. The transcript has 6 exons. NCBI's taxonomy places the organism in Eukaryota, Viridiplantae, Streptophyta, Magnoliopsida, Malvales, Malvaceae. Gene Ontology annotation, cellular component: membrane. Gene Ontology annotation, biological process: vesicle-mediated transport.
AAACAGAACAAUUCGUAUCAAUAUUGAAACUGGAGGCUGGAUGGAGCAAACUUUUUGGGCAAGUUGCUUAAUAGUUUUUCCUAAUCCAAAGGUGGUUUAAGAGAGCUUCAGUAAUGGGCCAAGGUUUAGGGUUUUGAGAGAUGGGGCAACAGACGUUGAUCUACAGCUUUGUGGCUCGUGGCAUGGUGAUCCUCGCUGAGUAUACCGAGUUCACCGGUAACUUCACAACCAUUGCCGGUCAAUGUCUCCAGAAGCUCCCUUCUUCCAACAACAAAUUUACCUACAAUUGCGAUGGCCACACCUUCAAUUAUCUCGUUGAGAAUGGAUUCACCUACUGUGUGGUUGCAGUUGAAUCUGCUGGUAGGCAAAUUCCAAUUGCAUUUCUGGAAAGAAUUAAAGAAGACUUCAGCAGAAGAUACGGUGGAGGGAAGGCUGCAACUGCUACUGCCAAGAGCCUGAAUAGAGAAUUUAAGUCCAAACUGAAGGAGCAUAUGAAGUAUUGUGUGGAACAUCCUGAAGAGAUCAGCAAACUUGCCAAAGUGAAGGCCCAAGUUUCUGAAGUCAAGGGUGUUAUGAUGGAAAAUAUUGAGAAGGUACUUGACCGUGGUGAGAAGAUUGAGUUGCUGGUGGAUAAAACUGAAAACCUUCGUUCACAGGCACAAGAUUUUAGGCAGCAGGGAACUAAGAUAAAAAGAAAGAUGUGGAUUGAGAACAUGAAGAUGAAAUUGAUUGUGUUCGGGAUCGUUCUUGCCUUGGUUCUUAUAAUUGUGCUGUCAGUCUGCCCUGGCUUCAAAUGUUAAAAACUGUGAGGAUAGCCAUCCCUGGUACAGCUGUUGUUGCGAUGAUGCCAACUGGGUUGUCUUGAUAGACGAUGGGUCUAUAUAAAUUCAUUUAUUUGUUUAGUUCACAUAUAUUUCUCCCUUUGCUAGCCGUUUAGGACAGGGAGAGGCUUCUGCAUCUCGGUUGUCUGUGUGUAUAGGAUUUAGUUGGGAACUUAUCACGGUAGAUAAAUGUUUCUAUCAUUUAUUUUCUUCUUUAUGUGUUGUGUAAGGAGAAAUACUCAGAUGCCUGCUUAUCCUAUUUGCCCCUUCCAAAUAUUAUAAAAAAUCAUUCUUCUUUCUGUUAUCAA